UCCUGCUGCUGUAUUCCAGCCCACUCCUGGUGACCGACAGAUCCUCCGACCCCGCCCUGCGCCUACGUGACGACGGGAACCUUUUCAGGUGUCAUGUCAGUUGGUUUGAAGUUCCGUAGUAUUACAGCACGCGCUCUCGGUAAUACCUCUCUGUUUUUGUCUGUCGUGACAGGCGCCAAACGGACCAAACUAAACCUUAAUUUCAACUCAGUCAAAAAAGUUUUGAAAAGUCAGUUGCGGUGCCUUAUUCGGUACAUCCGCUGACAUUGUUCGUUCUGGUCGGUGUAGAUGUCGGAGCGGGAUGUCGGCGGUUAAAGCGCUUCAGCAGUGGUGUAAGAUUCAGUGCAACGGGUACAGGGAUGUGUCUAUUACGAACAUGACCACCUCGUUCCGGGACGGGCUGGCGUUUUGCGCGCUCAUCCACAAACACCGGCCAGACCUCAUUAACUUUGAUUCUCUCAAGAAGGACGAUGUCUACGACAAUAACAAACUGGCGUUCAGUGUGGCUGAGGAGCAGCUGGGGAUCCCUGCCCUGUUGGAUGCGGAGGACAUGCUGGCCCUCAGGGUCCCCGACCGCCUCAGUGUCCUCACAUACGUCUCCCAGUACUACAACUACUUCCACGGCCGCUCUCCCAUUGGAGGUAUGGCCGGAGUGAAGCGUCCAGCAGAGGAGUCUACAGAACAGCCCUGGAAGAAGAAUCAGCCAAUAACAGCCAAGGCCUACCCUGGCUCCUCCCCCUACCAGCCUCCCCCCUCUCCCUCCCCCCUCAGACCCUCCCCCAAACAAGGCCGCUCUGCUGCACAGAAGGAGGGUGUGUCGGAGCCCAGGCUGGCUGGGACCCUCAGUAACAAGUGUGUGAGCUGUCAGAAGCACGUCCACCUGGUCCAGCGCCACCUGGUGGACGGGAGGCUGUACCACAGGAACUGUGCCAAGUGUGCAGAGUGUUCCAGUACCUUGCUGUCAGGGGCGAGCACGGCCGGGUCAGAACCAGGAUCCUUCAUCUGCUCCGCCCACCAGCGUGGGGCUCCGCCCCUCCAGGAGCGCCACGACAACACGCCCGCGGUGCCAUGGAGACGCGUCAACCCCAGACCUACAGCCGGCCUCACCCCUAACCCGGCCUCUACCCCGGCCUCUACCCCGACAUCCAAACUGGGCCCCAGCUGGCUGACACAUCGACCCGCUGCUUCUACCUCAGCCUCUACUUUGUCCUCUACCACAGCCUCUACCCCUCCCUCAGCCUCAACUCUGGCCUCUACCCCGGCCUCCAAACCAGGCCCCAGCUGGCUUACCUCCAGGAAUGAAAAACCCAGCACCCCCCCCUCAUCCCUGUCCUCACGGCCCACACCGGACCUCUCCUCCCUGGGCUCAUCCGGCCCCUCCACCCCCUCCAGCCCCUCCACCCUCUCCAGCCUCAGACCUGUGGCCCCCUCCACCCUCUCCAGCCUCAGACCUGUGGCCACGCCCCGGACCUCCAGCAGCAGCAAGACCCAGCAGGCUCGGGCUCACUUCUUCCAGAGUGACACCACGACCGGACUGGAGAACCAGAGCCAGAACCAGGCCAGGGACCAGAGCCAGGUCGUGGCCCCAGCCCGGAGCCUGACUGUGGGGGGCCAGGGGGAGGGAGCGGGGCCUGAAGUUACUUUGGGUGAGGGAGGGGCUAAGGUUGGGGGAGGGGCUAAGGUAGUGGAGGUGAUGAUGUUGCCCAGAGAAGAGAACAGCAAGAAAGAGGCAGCAGCUUUUCUCUCCAAGAAAAUAAUAACAACAUCAACCGAAGUCAACAACAGCACCAACACCAAACCAGCCUGGACGACUGCGGCUCUGAAGAAGACUGACAACAGACCUGCAGACAUGGUGACCCCUAAGAAAGAGACAGAUAAAGGGAUGAAAGGAAGAGUGAAGCUAAAAGCCGACCCCUCCAUCCUGGCCGACCUAGGAACCACCUUUGGUCCCUCCACCCCCAGCAGCCGCAGUGCAUUGUGGGGGAAGACUCCAGAUAAAGGAUCCCCCAAACCAGUCACCACUCCAGUACCAGACAGCAGCAGCUCUCCAGCAGACUGGAGGUCAAAGCUCAAACCCGUCUCCAAGGAGACCAAGACCAAGGACUCCCCCUCUCUCCUCCCAGACAGGAAGGCUGAGGCCCCCUCCAGGCCCUGGGCAGCAAAUACAGGAAACUCGCAGGCUUCAGGGCCUACCAGCCCUGGAACCCAGGGUGUCCUGAAUGGAAGGAGCUCCAGUGACCUGGAGAGCAGGCCAGCUGUGGUUAAGCCAGACUACAUCCCGAAGCAGCAGAUUCUGAGUGAGCUGGAGGAGAUCGAGACCAGCCUGAAUGACCUGGAGACACGAGGAGUGCUGCUGGAAACCCAGCUACGCCGCUCUGAAGAGGAGGGAGAGGAGGACUCUGUGAUGGAUGAGCUGAUGAUAGACUGGUUCAACCUCAUCAGGAACAAACAGGUGGCCAUGAGGAGGGAGUCUGAGCUGGUGUACAUCGCUAGGAACCAGGACCUGGAGGAGGAGCAGCCCAGUGUAGAGCAGGAGCUGAGGAGACUGAUGGACAAACCUGAACAUCUGAAGACUGAGUGGGAUCGGAGGAGAGAGGAGGAGCUUAUGGUGAAACUAGUAGAGAUCGUCAAUGACAGGAACGCCAUCAUAGAAGGCCUGGACGAUGACAGACUCAGGGAGGAAGAGGAGGAUCAACAGCUAGAUAUAAUGAUGAAGAGCCUGGAUGUAAAGAAAGACAAGACUAAAAAGAAGAAGUUGGGCUUGUUUAGCUGGGGCAAGAAGGAGAGCUAAAGCACACACACACAUCAACACACACACAUCAACACACACACACACACACACAUCAAGACACAUACACAGAUCCAAACACUCACAAAAAUGUUGCUGCUUUUUAAACAUUGUUAGCUAAUCAUGUACUGUGUGUGUCUGGUUUAUAGUUGACCUGGUGUUAUUCAAAAGCAAAAGCUCUUCGUAUGAGUUAGUUAGAAAACACACGGUUUUAAUUUACGUUUAACGAGAUUGAGACGUUAUUUUACGGUUUCUAACUCUUAAUUUUACAUGUAAAUUAUAUAAAUGAUUUUAGCGUAAUGACUACCCAAUGAUGAGUGGAUGGAUGACAGGAUGGAUGGAUGACAGGAUGGCUGGAUAACAGGAUGGAUGGAUGACAGGAUGGAUGGAUGGAUGACAGGAUGGAUGGAUGGAUGACAUUAUGUGUCUGUGUGUAAAUAUACCUGCUCGUACAGUUUUGUUUUUUUCUUCAAUAAAUUCCUACAAGGUCGAAUCGACGAUAC
Molecule: messenger RNA, 3291 nt
Organism: Osmerus eperlanus (European smelt)
Lineage: Eukaryota; Metazoa; Chordata; Actinopteri; Osmeriformes; Osmeridae
Gene: micall2b
Product: mical-like 2b
Molecular function (GO): protein binding
Source: RefSeq, a predicted model, not a curated record